This is a messenger RNA of Colletotrichum tamarilloi, 699 nucleotides long. RefSeq lists its product as uncharacterized. The transcript has a single exon. Lineage: Eukaryota; Fungi; Ascomycota; Sordariomycetes; Glomerellales; Glomerellaceae. The record is from RefSeq and is a predicted model, not a curated record. The coding region runs from base 1 to 699 and encodes 232 amino acids.
AUGAGGCGUGCCAAAAGGUUGAAACAUGAUCAACUUAUUUCUCCAUCGCCGCGGUACGAUGGUGAGUCCGUUGACCCAAUUAUAGCAUUCCGGCGAGAGAUGGUAAGAGUUCGUUUGUCUCGAGGAUGCAGAAGAUCCAUCCAUCAUGCGGCUUUCCUCUCCCUUUGCCGUGGAAAAGCAAGCACUCAGUCAAAUUGUAUGAACCCGUCUAUGUCGGCCGCCUAUCGAGAUCCCCCUUUUGCCCUGGAGGACAAUACGGAUAAUCGCAGUAGGCAAACACCGUCCGUGACUACCCAGUCUCUCGGUUCCGGUUCCCUCGUUUUUUCCUCUUCCUCUUUAAGACGCUGCAAACACACCUGGGGGAUGCGCAAACCAGAUACCCGGGAUCGAACAGAAAGCUCACACACCCUUUCUAAACACGAUACUAGGGCACCUAAGCUGCCUCGCUACUGUAAUCAACCCGAAAAAUCAAAUGGCAAGGGAGAAGGUAUCAUCAGUUGUAAUGGAAACGACUCAAGUAAGGAUAUUCGAGCUCUUCUCGACUCAUUCCUCACUCCCCAGACAGCCAACCUCUUGGCUCCCCAGUGUGCCAGUUGCCAGUUUACCCCCAUCGAAACCACUGCUUCCACGCCCUCCUCGGGUUCGGCCCACCGUCGACAUCAUCACCAUGUCCAUCACUGCCUUGAACGAAAAGACUGA